This is a messenger RNA of Symbiodinium sp. CCMP2592, 630 nucleotides long. The record is from the annotation of a GenBank genome assembly. Lineage: Eukaryota; Dinophyceae; Suessiales; Symbiodiniaceae.
AUGGCCCUGCGGCGGACAUUCGGCCCAGUGAUGCAGACGGCGACAGCCACGCCCUCCAGCGUAGCAGCAGGAUGGGCCUGUGCAUCUUCUCGGCAGAGCCGUCCGUAUUCCACGGCACAAAAGGAAGACAGUGCGAGUGCAGAGAUUGAUAACUUGUACGAGACGCUGGAACUACAGAAAGGUGCCAGCCCCGAAGAAAUCAAAGCGGCCUACAGGCGCUUAGCCAAGGAGUGUCAUCCCGACUCAGCGGGCCGCCGAGAUGCAGCUGCAGCUGAGCGGUUCCAGAAGAUCAACCACGCACACAACACGCUUCUGCAUGUGGGACUCCGACGAAUGUACGAUCUGCAGCUGAGGCGAAGAGAAGCCUUUGAGCGCUGCGAGCGCAUCGAGAAUGCGGAGUCGUGGCUCACCAAAGUACUGGCCGGACCAGCAGGUACGAUGCUCUUCGCUGCAUUUCUGGGUGUUGCUACUGCGACUGCUCUGAUGCUGGGUACAAUGGGCGGAGAGGCUUUCCUCAGAGCUUCGAACAGCCUCCUCUGGGAUGUGGCCAGGUAUCUUCCAGACUGGCUCCCAGGAAAGUGGCACAUCAUUUCCGCGAUCCGACGCCGCAGCGAGCCGGCUGACGGAUGA